Messenger RNA from Stomoxys calcitrans (stable fly), 1026 nucleotides. RefSeq lists its product as uncharacterized. The record is from RefSeq and is a predicted model, not a curated record. Lineage: Eukaryota; Metazoa; Arthropoda; Insecta; Diptera; Muscidae. Bases 1 to 1026 code for a protein of 341 amino acids. The transcript is spliced from 4 exons.
AUGCUCUGCACACAUCAAAUGACCACAUCAAUAACGGUGGUGAUAGUUACAAAUACAGCAUUUUUCCCAGAAAAACGUCAGAUGUUCCCUGCAAAGUGGCAAUUAUACCAAUUAAGGGAGUUUUCAGUUUUGCUUUGUUGUCGCAAACAUACAACAAACAGCACUAACAGCAGCAACAACAAUAACAACGAGAACAUGCAUAACUUGAAAGCCAUGCGGUCGUUUGAUCAGUUCAUUAGCUUUGUUUGCUUAUGGUUUCAUAAUGGGUGUGUCAAGUCAAAUGAAGGCCAGUGUGGUGCAGAAGAAGCUUGUAUGUCUGCCUAUGACGAUGAACGAACAUCAUUUACGCUACGCUCUACGCUACGCUCUACGCUACGCUCUACGCUACGCUCUACGCUACGCUCUACGCUACGCUCUACGCUACGCUCUACGCUACGCUCUACGCUACGCUCUACGCUACGCUCUACGCUACGCUCUACGCUACGCUCUACGCUACGCUCUACGCUACGCUCUACGCUACGCUCUACGCUACGCUCUACGCUACGCUCUACGCUACGCUCUACGCUACGCUCUACGCUACGCUCUACGCUACGCUCUACGCUACGCUCUACGCUACGCUCUACGCUACGCUCUACGCUACGCUCUACGCUACGCUCUACGCUACGCUCUACGCUACGCUCUACGCUACGCUCUACGCUACGCUCUACGCUACGCUCUACGCUACGCUCUACGCUACGCUCUACGCUACGCUCUACGCUACGCUCUACGCUACGCUCUACGCUACGCUCUACGCUACGCUCUACGCUACGCUCUACGCUACGCUCUACGCUACGCUCUACGCUACGCUCUACGCUACGCUCUACGCUACGCUCUACGCUACGCUCUACGCUACGCUCUACGCUACGCUCUACGCUACGCUCUACGCUACGCUCUACGCUACGCUCUAUGCUACGCUCUACGCUACGCUCUACGCUACGCUCUACGCUACGCUCUACGCUACGCUCUACGCUAUGCUCCACGCCGUAG